Vitrella brassicaformis is the source of this 1221-nucleotide messenger RNA. The record is from the annotation of a GenBank genome assembly. Lineage: Eukaryota; Vitrellaceae.
UCACUUACCGAUUCGCUCUGCCAUGUAAAAGAGCCCCCUCACUCCCAGCACGCCGUCCCUCGUGCCCGGCUGCUCCCCGCAGCGAAUGGGAAAGAGGCCCGGCUCUCCAUCCGCCCCCUUUAGGCCACCCCUUUGCCAUGGCCGCACGUAUGGCCGCCUGCCGUCGGCCGGCACCUCCCCGAAGGCCGUCAGGGUGGCUGUCAGGGUGCUGCGACGGGCGGCCAGCUGCUGCAUGGCCGCCACUCCCCUCUUGACGGUCGCGCUCAGACGAAGGAGGUCAUCUGGGCUUAGCUCUGGAGUGCCCGGCGCGAACAGGGAAAGAAGUUCCUCUCGUGAUAUAAAAAUGUAAACAGCGAUGCCUACUGCAGACAAAGGGACAGAGAGGGACACAAGGCAGACACACAUUCAGAUCACUUGGACGUCCUCGUGUGCUGCGAAUACCUUCCUUCUCUUCUGAGGGUGCCACUGACUGAAGGAGGUCUUGAGGGCUGAGCUCCGGAAUGCCGGGCACCGUCUCUCCCUUCCUGUCGACGGUGGCCGUCACCGUCGCGAUGCCUUUGGGCACCGGGCACUUCAGCACCAGCCUCCGCCCCGCCGACUUGCCCUCGGCGAUGGCAACGCUGUCGCUGUAGUGCAGCAUGCGGCGGCCAGCCGUGCGAAAGCUGGAGAGGGUGGCCAGCGAAUCGGCUGAUAUGGCCGCCGCAUGCUGUGUGGGGGAAGCGGGGACGAUUUGGGCGUGGGGCAGAAGAGGGGAGGAGCCGUCUGACGCAGCGCCCUCGUCCUCUGUGUCGCCAUCCGCUGCUGCUGGUGAUAUGUGCGUGGGGCAGCAGGGGCGAGGAGCCGUCGGAUGCCGCGCCCUCGUCGUCCAUGUCGGCCGCCGCUGGCGAGGCUGGUGCUGCUCGCGGUGGCGCUGGCGGGAUGGUGAUGGUGCCGCCCAGCUGUGGGCCCUUCUCGCCCGUGUCCUCGCCGCACACGUGCUCCUCCUUGCCCUGCUGGUCGUCUGUGGCGUCAGCGGACGGCUGCACGACAACAGACUCACCUACAAACAACCAGAACAGAAGAACCACACACAUGUCAGACGCAGGCAGGUAAGAAAAUGUCAUUCGUGCCUGGUCUUGCCGGCUCACCGAUGGCGGGGGGCUGAGGGCCGAUGAGCUCCCCGAAUGCUCCGGAAAGCCCUGCCCUCUUCCCAGCCUCGUCGACAACAACUGAACUAGCCAU